Chanos chanos (milkfish) is the source of this 1775-nucleotide messenger RNA. RefSeq names its product aldo-keto reductase family 1 member D1. The transcript is spliced from 9 exons. Bases 13 to 999 code for a protein of 328 amino acids. Lineage: Eukaryota; Metazoa; Chordata; Actinopteri; Gonorynchiformes; Chanidae. Gene Ontology annotation, molecular function: Delta4-3-oxosteroid 5beta-reductase activity. The record is from RefSeq and is a predicted model, not a curated record. Gene Ontology annotation, biological process: bile acid biosynthetic process.
ACCAGAGCAGAGAUGAAUAAGACCCUGAGUUCAGAGAACCACUCUAUACCUUUGAAUGAUGGGAAUAAAAUUCCCCUUAUUGGAUUAGGGACCUAUGGCGACCCACGGACAACCCCCAAAGGCACUGCUUAUGAGUCAGUGAAGUUGGCGAUUGAUGUUGGCUACAGACAUUUUGACGGAGCACUGGUGUAUUUCAACGAGCAUGAAGUUGGACGGGCUAUUCGAGAAAAAAUAGCAGAUGGAACUGUUAAGAGAGAAGACAUCUUUUACUGUGGGAAGCUGUGGAGUACAUUUCAUCCUCCAGAGCUGGUUAGACCAGCUUUAGAGAAAACCCUUAAGACAUUAGGGCUGGACUAUGUGGAUCUGUACAUAAUUGAGUUUCCUGCAGCCUUCAAGCCAGGUGAUGACUUCUACCCUAAAGACGAGAAUGGCAAGUACAUCUACCACGAUACAGAUCUCUGUGCCACUUGGGAGGCACUGGAGGCAUGCAAAGACGCCGGGCUGACAAAGUCUCUUGGCUUGUCAAACUUUAAUCGUAGGCAGAUAGAGCUGAUUCUGAAAAAACCAGGCCUGAAGCACAGACCUGUCUCCAAUCAGAUUGAAUGUCAUCCGUAUUUUACCCAGCCUAAAUUACUGAAUUACUGCCGAGAGAAUGACAUCGUGGUCGUGGGAUAUAGUCCCCUUGGAACAUCUCGAGAUGCCUCAUGGGUAAACUUGAAAUGUCCUCCUUUGUUGGAGGAUGAGGUCCUAGUGUCCAUAGGAAAGAAGUACAAUAAGAACUCAGCUCAGGUGGCCUUGCGCUUCAAUGUACAACGGGGGGUGGUGGUCAUCCCCAAGAGUUUCAGUCCGAAACGCAUAAAGGAGAACUUCCAGAUAUUUGACUUCUCUCUAACUGAUGAGGAAAUGAGAGCCAUUGAAGGAUUGAACAAAAACAUCAGAUUUGUGGAGCUGCUCAUGUGGAGUGACCAUCCUGAAUAUCCUUUUCACGAUGAGUACUAAUCCCUGAUGUGAACCUCUGAAGAUUUGAAGUGCUCAUUAUAACUAGAUUAUACACAGCUGCUCUGAGACCCACCUUUCUGCCAUGAUUCUAAAAUAUUGUAAAUCUUUAUUUUAUAUAAGUAUUUCUCCUUCAGCUGCUAUGAUAUUUUUUCCAGAAACGAACAUUAAAACAGGAGGAAAAACAUGACGUGAUAAAACUGACCAGAUGUGGUUUGGGGUAGACAAUAUGUCAACCAAAUAAAUGACCAUUAGAUGGCUGUACCUCACAGCUGACUGGGAACAGGCCACAUUGUAACCAUUCACUGAAUUCCUAGAAUUCUAGAUUCCAGUGAAUUUUCUCCUUGGAGUAACAUAUGCUUCACACUGAUGCAGAAAAUCUUGGUGUCUGGUUCAAUUUCUUAGAGUACAGAUAAAAGCACAUGGUAGAGAGUAGUCAGCAGCUCGAGAACUGCAGAUAUGUUUCUAGCAUGCUUUUUUCCUGUUGCCACUUCAGAUUAUAAAAAACUGAACACACCACUCUUGAGCUAGCAAGACACGUGUGGCCGUGUUCAUAUUGUUUGGACUCUGAUUUGUGUGAAUGCAUCAGAAAUCGGUCUUUCCCAUUUUUACAUUCAAAUCUCAUUUAGGGAACAUCGUGUUAUGUUCUGGGUCCCCCCACCCAAAAAAUAAAGUUACAGGUAUCUUGGCCCAUGAAGUAAGACCUAUGGAAUUCCUAAGCUCCUAAGGGGUUGGGAAAGUACUGGAUGCUCUCUCAUAAAUAAACAGAAAAGAAAUCA